Molecule: messenger RNA, 1753 nt
Organism: Caenorhabditis sp. 36 PRJEB53466
Lineage: Eukaryota; Metazoa; Nematoda; Chromadorea; Rhabditida; Rhabditidae
Source: the annotation of a GenBank genome assembly
AUGGCCGAGUUUCUCUUCGAAAACGGAAUGAAAGAACCGAAAAUUGAGGAGGACUUCGAAGAAUUUGAGCUUUUCAAAGUACCGGAUCUAUUGGAGAUUGAAGUGAAGCAGGAGGUCCAAGAUGAGUAUGAUACACAAUUCGGCGCCUCGGAAACGGAAAUACAAAAUGAAGUUAGCCCUCGAACUGAGUCAACGCAAAAAAAAAAUGUAAUUUUCAGCUUUUCUGCCAUCCCGAAAUGAAGGAGAAACACGAAACGACCAUUCCAUACAAUAAAACAUGGCAAAGUCUGACAAAAUUAGAAAAAGUUUGAAAAAAGCAAGUUUUCAGGAACACCUGAAAGACUGCCGAUCGAAAUUCUUCGCAGACUGGAAGAGGCCUAUCUCGCAAAAAAGUACGCCUCGAAUAGCAAAUUGUGGAGCUACGAUGAGAUUCGUCAGCUCUCCGCCCAAUUGGACGGACUCUCCGAGCUUAAUAUCGCCAGAUGGAUAUCGGAAAGAAACAGCGUCGCCCGAGCAGUGGAGCAGCAGAAAAACCCAACGAUGACCGCAUCACUCGAUAUAGAACAGAACUUCGACUUCGUUCCACUGCAGAAAUGGAUCAGAGAGAAACCGAUGGACGAGAUCUUUUGGAAAAACACUUCUGAACAAUCAAAGCCCAUUGUAUUUAGACUCUAAAUUGUUUUGUGAAAAUACAGCGCUUUCAGACCCAUAAUCUCGAUGAGUCAUUUACGGACGAUGAGAAAGAAGACGUUGAGUUGGAUGAGUCGGUCGACCUAGUUGAUGCGAAACCGGUAGAAGUGAGACUACGAGAUGCUCGUCAAGCCAUUUCCGAUUUUUUCCGCACGAAUCACCAUCCAUCGCCUGAAGAUCUCCGCGCGUUUUCCGAUACAUACGGCGUCAGAUAUCGGUCGAUAGUUGAAAGUUUGGACAGGAAACGAGCGUCGAAACAAAUAGUCUGUGAACCGAACGACAGCUGCUCCAGAAUUAGUUCGUAUUUUGCCAGAGAAUCGGAGCCGAUCAGACUGUUACCGAUCAGUAAACACAAGGAGAAAAUUGUGGAAGAGAUACUGGAAAAAAUUAUUUGGACGAGAAAAUGUUUCGAUAUUGGAAGUGUGCAUAUGGUAAACGUCUUCUCUCCAGAAACGUUAGACGAAAAUGCGUUUCUAGUUGAUGGAUCUAACGGAUUUGUCGCCGACCUACCUCCGUACUCAGUACAGCAAAUGGAAGUACCGACUGCUCAACGCGAAACAAUUGAAUUACGGAAUCGAAGAUUGGAAGCGAGACAACGCGAUGGGUACGGUGCGAAAUGAAACAACUGUUGCAAAUGAAAGGGCUUUCAGAUCCGAGCGACCUGUCCCUUCCGAUCCUUCGACAACUGGAGGACGCCUACCUCAAAAAGAAGUACAGUUCGGCGGAGAAAGAAUGGAGUGGCGAAGAACUGCAGAGGCUUUCCGAGCAACUAGACGGAUUGUCCGAGUACACAAUCAACAAAUGGAUCAAAAUUCGAAACGACGCCGCCAAAAACAUUCUGCCCUACAUUAGUCCUUCAAAGCGGCAGGAGAUGAAGAAGGGAGGAAAACGUGUGGAAUACAAGACAAAGCUGCUCCUCGAGGAAUUUGAAAUCAACCCCAGACCGGAUAGAAUGAAGAUUGAGGAUCUGGCGAACACACUCGAUAUGACAUUACACGCCGUUCGAGGAUUCUUCGCCAGACGACGUCGUUUGAUGAGACAAGCAACUUCACAGCUUUCCUGA